ACUCUUAUUCGCGCUUGGGUCGAGGAGAGACGCGUCGCCGUCCGUCCCCUAUUUUUUUUCUUUUCGAAAUAUUUUCCGCGCCAAAACUGUGUGAAGUAGACGGGGAAAUAUUAGGGCCGGAUAUGUCCUAUUGUACAAGUGCGGCCAAUGUGAAAAAUUCAUGUGCAAAUUAAUACAAUAAAGUUGCUCGUUUUUAUAUUUUUUGUUUGUUUUUGUAAUAUGGAUGAAUGCGUAAUUGAAUUUUGACAAGAGAAAUGAGUGGUGCAAGUUGGGAUUUUUUGACUUUUUGGGUUAUUUUAGUAUGUUUUGUUUGUGAAAUACACGCCAUGAAAGAUGUGGAGGUCAUGGUGCCUAUCACGGCAAAAGUUCACGAUGCAGUUAGAUUACAGUGCAUAUUCGAUUUGGAGGGCGAGCCACUUUAUACAGUUAAAUGGUUUAAAAGAGGAAUGGAGUUCUUCAGAUAUAUACCCAGGGAAGAUCCCAAAAUGCAGAUAUUUUCAAUUCCUGGGGUUAAUAUAGAUUUAAGUCGAAGCUCCCAGGACCAAAUUGUAAUGCUUGAUGUCGCUCAAGAGACUACCGGAAGGUACAGAUGUGAAGUUUCCACGGACGCCCCUAAUUUUGAAACUAAGUCUGCCAGUUCCUUUUUAUACGUAGUUGAAGUUCCAGAUUCUGGACCUACCUUGGGUAUCGAAAGGGACAAAACUGGACUUAGCAAUACGAUAAGGGCAAACUGUACUACGCCUCCUGCUUAUCCUUCGAUGAACGUCACUUGGUAUAUUAACGGAGUACAGGUACCAGAAUCUAGAAGAAACUUAGUAAGCUUGGACCCUUUAGGGCAACAUUAUAAAAACCGAUAUACACCGCACAUGACUGUUUCCCAUGUGGAAAAAGAGGUUGAUUUUGAUCUUUACCAAUUAAACUCAAUAAAGAUACAAUGCGUCGCAACCCUUUUUAACUUGUACAGAAGUGCUGAUGUGAGAUAUUUGGAAAUUGAAGGAAAGCAGCAUUGGACAGCGCCGGAGAAAAUUGAGGCAAAUCAAAUGAUAAAAUCUGGUGCCAGUUCAACCUUUAAGCUGACAGCCACCUGUAUUGUGAUAUGGAUUUAUUCGACUGUUUAUUUUUAAGCCAUGAAUUUGUUUAUAUUUUUGUUUUUUUUAUUUACAUAAUUUUAUUUAUUUAAACUUUACAUUUAUUUAAA
Molecule: messenger RNA, 1198 nt
Organism: Anthonomus grandis grandis
Lineage: Eukaryota; Metazoa; Arthropoda; Insecta; Coleoptera; Curculionidae
Exons: 7
Coding region: 255-1124 (289 amino acids)
Source: RefSeq, a predicted model, not a curated record